UACCCUCACUGUUGACGUACUUCCCUGGCAACGCUUCCUAGCAACUAGCAGCUCGGCAUGAGAGCGGCUCCGGUAAUAAAGUCUGAGUUUUAACCUGGUUUAUUUCGUUCUUUCUAUGAAUGAAACUGAUUUUACGCGUCAGAGUUACACGCGCAACGUUUGUUUUCCCGCUUCUGAGGAAUCCCGAAGAAGGAAAACCCGUAAACCGUUGGAAGCUGAUGGAUGAGAUGGUGAGACCUCUGAGGAUUCCAGCUGAGACGAGCCUCUAUGCCGACAAACACCAUAUAUCUCACCUGGUGCAGAGCUUGGUUUCCAGUCUGGUGAUCGACCGACCCGAUGAUCCAAUCUCCUACCUGAUCGACCUGCUGCAGAGAAGCACCAUGGACGUUCCCCGGGUGAUGCUACUUGGUCCUCCUGCUGUCGGCAAACACACUCUGGCUAAGAGUCUGAGCACUGAGCUGAGGACUGUCCAUGUGACCAUGGAGAAUCUGCUACUGGACCAGUCAGAGCUCAGCGCGCUUACUGAGCAGGAUCUUCCUGCUGAGCUGCUGGUCCCACUGGUUCAACAGAGACUGGAAAAGAUUGACUGCGUUAACAGGGGCUGGGUGUUGGCGGGAAUCCCCCGGACCCAUUGGCAAACUGAGAGGCUACAGCAGGUCGGUGUCCUCCCUGAGCAUGUUGUGCUGCUCGAGGCUUCUGAUGAUGUUCUGCUGGAGCGGGGUCGGGGUCGGAUGGUUGACCCGCUGACAGGGGAUGUCUACCAUGAGACCUUCAUUUGGCCGACCGAUAACAUCAUUGCUGAGCGUCUAGAGAGGAGGCGGGGUCUGUCUGAGAUGCAGUUAUUGACUGAGCUGCAUCGUUACCGCUGUGAGGUCACAGGUGUGAGGGAAGCCUAUCAGCAUGUACUGAAGAUCAUCAGCGGUGACCAGCCUCACACCGACGUCUACCAACAAGUGUUGUCUUUUGUCCGGACUCAUCAUCGCACCAGAACUCCAAGAAUCCUCCUGAUGGGUCCUCCAGGGUCCGGAAAGAGCCAUCAGGCCCAGCUGCUGUCAGAGAAGUACAAGAUGGUAGACGUGUGUUGUGGUUACCUGCUGAGGUCUGUGGCAGCUGAUGGUUCCUGUCUGGGAGUCAAGAUCCAGCCGUACCUGGAUGAUGGGCGCCCAGUUCCAGACUCCCUGGUCCUGCAGGUUCUGGAGGAACGUCUGAGCUGUCUGGACUGCAGCUGCAGAGGCUGGAUCCUGCAUGGCUUCCCCUGUGACCUGCAGCAAGCCAAGAGCCUGCAGGAUACCCAGCACCAGCCGAACAGAGUCUACUUCCUGGAGGGGACAGAUGAAGUUUGUCUGGAGAGAACCAGUCUCAGAGGAACAGAUCCGGUCACCGGGCAGAGGUUUCACGCCAUGACUCGACCCGCUCCAAGCUCUGAGGUCCAGAACAGACUGCAGACCAGACCUGAGGACCGCACUAAGACUGUGAUGCAACGACUGAAACAGUACCGGAUCCAGUCUGCUGCUCUGCAGUCCAUGUAUCCAGAUGCGAUCCAUGUUGAUGCUGAUCAGGAUCCUCACUCUGUGUUUGAAGCGCUGGAGAGCAGACUGACCUCUGAAUGACAGCUAGACCCACCUGGACUAUGGUUUUAUGUGUAAAGCUGUUUGGAAAUAAAAUUUUUAUUGUU
This is a messenger RNA of Melanotaenia boesemani (Boeseman's rainbowfish), 1675 nucleotides long. RefSeq names its product adenylate kinase 8 (gene ak8). Gene Ontology annotation, cellular component: cytoplasm. Gene Ontology annotation, molecular function: ATP binding; AMP kinase activity; nucleoside diphosphate kinase activity. The transcript has 15 exons. Gene Ontology annotation, biological process: nucleoside triphosphate biosynthetic process. Bases 120 to 1610 code for a protein of 496 amino acids. The record is from RefSeq and is a predicted model, not a curated record. NCBI's taxonomy places the organism in Eukaryota, Metazoa, Chordata, Actinopteri, Atheriniformes, Melanotaeniidae.